This is a messenger RNA of Paramecium sonneborni, 616 nucleotides long. The record is from the annotation of a GenBank genome assembly. NCBI's taxonomy places the organism in Eukaryota, Ciliophora, Oligohymenophorea, Peniculida, Parameciidae.
AUGAUAAAGUAUAAUAUAAAUAAAAUACUACAUUUACAACAUGUAAAAUUAUAAAACCAGCAAGAAAUAAACAUUGUCGUAUUUGUAAUGUUUGUGUAAGUAAAUUUGAUGAUCAUUGUAUUUGGGUUAGAUAAUGUAUUCGGUAGAAUAAUUACAUAUACUUUUCUUUAUUUAUUGAGUGAUUGCUGGAAUUCUUUGCUUGUUUGGAAUAGCUUAAAAGUAAUCAUAAUUUAAAUUAACAUAUAAAAAUGCUGUAACUAGAGAAAUCCAUUAGGCAACUUUUUUAAGAGUAUUUACUGUCAUAAGCAAUAAAAAAACAUUUUUUGUAUUCAUAAUAUUUGCGUGUCUUAUUUUUUUUAUCUCAUUAACUGCAUUUUUCUUAUGUCAUCUAAAUAUGAUUAGAAAAGAUCUAACAACUAAUGAGACAAUUAGAAAGAAUGAUUUUGAAAAAUCCUUUCUAAAUGAUAUGUAUUAAUUACAAGAAUUAGAAAAAAAAAAAGAUGAAGAAUCAUCCAAAAGACUUGCUUAGUUGAAAUUAUGUUGGAGUUCUUUAAAUAAAAGAAAAGUCUAAGGACUUAUUAAGGAAUUGAAAAUUGUAUUUAGUUAACCUAAUUGA